CCUUCCCGGCUCACGCCGAUUGGCUCCGCUGGCUGCGCGAGGGAUGAUGGGAGUUGUAGGCGCCUCCUCGGGCGUGCUGUAGCCCCGCGUGCCGGAGCGGGGACAGUUUCACCAUGAGCGGGACGCGGGCCCGGGACCCCGCUCAGGGGGAGCCGGGCAAGAAGCGGGGCAAACGGGAGGUGCGCGGGGAGUUCGCGGCGGCCAUCCGGGAGCCGGCGCUGAAGGAGAAGGCGGGGGCCGCCUGGGGCCGCAGGGAGCCGCUCACCCACGAGGCCAUCGCGGUGGAUCCUGCUCCCUUCUGUCACGGCGUGAUCCCCGGCUUCCUCCCGUGCCCGGGCUUCCUGGACGGGCUGCAGCGGGAGCUCCUGGACCUGGAUUUCCACCCCAAGUGCAACGAUUUGUACAAGUUCAAACAGUCUGAUGAUCUGACGAAGAGAAAAGAGCCUCACAUCUCGGCAUUAAGGAAAGUUCUGUUUGAAGAGUUCCGGGAGUGGCUGGCUGCAGUUACCCAGGUGGAGCUGGAACCAACCAUUGACCUGUCCUGUGCUAAGUAUGAGUAUACAGAUGCCCUGCUGUGCCAUGACGACGAGCUGGAGGGACGGAGAAUUGCCUUCAUCCUGUACCUGGUUCCGCCGUGGGAGAAGAGCGACGGGGGCACUCUGGACCUGUACAGCACAGACGGCCACUUUCAGCCGCAGCGGGUCGUCAAGUCGUUAGUCCCUUCAUGGAAUUCCCUGGUCUUCUUCGAAGUGUCUCCUGUCUCUUUCCACCAGGUGUCUGAAGUUCUGACCAAAGGGAAGUGCCGCUUGUCUGUGAGUGGUUGGUUUCAUGGCCCGUCGGUGGCAAGGCCUCCCCGCUACAUUGAAUCCCUCCUGCCCCGGAGUCCACAUCUCCCAUACGAUCAUGAAAUCUUGUAUGAGUGGAUCAACCCAGUUUACUUGGACAUGGAUUCCCAAGCCCAGAUCCAGGAGGAAUUUGAGGAGCGAUCAGAGCUUCUCCUGAAGAACUUCCUGAAGGGAGAGAAAUUUCAGCUUGUGUGUGAAGCUCUGCAGAAAGAAGACAUCAAAUGGAGCAGCCGAGGACCCCCCAAUAAAAGAUGUUAUGAGAAGGCUGAGGAGGGGAGCCUUCCGGAUGUCCUGAGGAAGUGCCUCAAGUUAUUCCACUCCGAGGCCUUGUUCCUGCUGCUCUCCAACUUCACAGGCCUAAAGCUGCACUUCCUGGCUUCCUCUGAUGAUGAGGAUGAGGAGGGAGAAGAAGGAAGAGCUGCAGAUUGCACUGGACACAGCUCUUCCAAACCCAAGCAAGGAGAAAGCAGUCAAAAGGCCAACGGCUGUGCUGACCAAGUAGAUCAGCCUGAAAAUGACCCCCAAACCAAAGAAAGUGAUACAAAGAACAGCUCAAGUGUCCCCAUGUGCAUAGGGGAGCUGAGGCACUGGACAAAUGGCCACUACACUCUAGUCCAUGACACCCAAAUCACAGAGUUUGCCCUGGACAUGCUGUUCUUCUGCAGCUGCGAAGAUUGGGAUGCAGAGUAUGGUGGCUUUACAUCCUACAUUGCCAAGGGUGAAGAUGAAGAGCUGCUGACGGUGAAUCCAGAGAACAACUGCUUGGCCUUGGUUUACAGAGACAAAGAGACUUUGAAAUUUGUGAAGUAUGUUAACCAUCGUAGCUUGGAGCGUCCAAAAAAACAGAGCAGAGCUGGAUUCUGGGACUUCUCUUUUGUCUACUAUGAGUGACGGCACUGGGCAUGGUCAUCUUCUGAGAGGGAAUGGCUUAGUGAUACAGUAAUGGGUUUUGAAUAGGCUCCUGGACUGGCUUCUUAGUAGGUGCAUCUGUAAUGCAUGGAUCAGUUGGCGCCAUUUGCUAAGCCUAGAUUUGAUUCACCUGACAGCAUACGAGCUGUCAUGCUGGUGUUGAAGUCCAAGUGACUUUCAUAGGUUGUUGUUUUUUUAAUAACUAACAAAUGGAAGCACUGUUCUGCUGUCCAAUCUUAACUCUUACUCACUCUCCCAUUCUGGUGCUGCUCCACUAGAGGGAGUCUUACUUGGAUCCGUAACACUCCACUCUUGAAUAGUUCUUUGCAGAGCGUUCCAGCCCAGCUCUCCUGAAGAGCCCUGCAAUGAAUGUACAUCUUGCCAUGAGACACAUCAAGACUUUAUGUAACCCCAAAUUGGUGACUGCUGUGAGCACUGCAUAAAUUUAUACUCCAAAGCCUUCAACUGAUCAUCAGGAGGAAAGAACCAGGCUUUAUUCCAAACCAGGGCUUCCUGACUUCCCCGAUGUGCAAGCCAUCUCUCUUCUGGGGCCUGAUUGUUCCCUCUGCAGUGAGAAAUAGUACAUGCAAAGCGUCCUGCCACAUAACUGCUGUAUUGUCUAGGAGCUGGUGGGUACAGGAGAGAAGCUUGUGAAAAUGUCUGCCAAAAACAUAGUUCCCCCCCCCCCACGAAAAAAGUGAAACUUUGUAUAUCUGGGAAGGGACGAGGUGGGGAGAGAUGAUAGUUGAGGGGGAGCCUUCAGCCUCACUCUACUUGUACUGGUACAAAGAACAAACCUGUAGGAUUUUAGUGAGCAGGGAAAGGGGAGUGGGAGGAUAUAAGCAGGGGUUAAAAUAAUGUGGGCUGGUGGAAAAAACAUAGUUAAGGGCCUAUCCCCCCUUCUUGUCUCCUUGGCAAAUACAGUAGGUGGGGUUGCCAUCCCCAGUGUGUCUUCUCACCAUCACCCUUCAAGCUGCAGCCUAAUUCUAGCUGGGGAGGGGCGUGGUCUCCAUCACUCUCGUAGCUGAAUACCUAAUUUUGCAUUCUGCGCAGCUUGUUCCAUCUAGUCACCCCAGGCCCCUGGGGUUGCAGGAGGCUAGUUCGGACACUGGUUGCUCAGCCAUGACAGGAGCAGUACAUGCUUUUAAGUUUUUUAAAAUAAAAUCUUAAAAGCAGAUUGGCGUGACCUGCUGUCCCCGCGCGAGGUGCAGUUCUGACUUUGCAAGGCGUACCACGUUGCUGAAGCAGUCAGGCAUUAUCCGCCCACUCACUGGUGCUGUCACAGAACGUGCUGGCUCUCAGGAAGGAACAGUGUGGCUGAGUUCGGUACAGCUGACUAACUACUGCUUUGCACACGCUGGUGCUGAGCUUAUUUUGCAUUGCCUAGAAGGUGUUUUGCACCUUCAGUAGUAACUGACUUACACACCUGUGCUUUUGCUGCAAUUAAUGCCUUUGCAAAUCCAUCUAAGCCUUGGAAUAUAGCCCCUGGGCUUGCAAGGGGAUGGGAGAGAAACAUGCACGUCCAUGCCUUCGCAUACCGACUCGGUGUGGGAUGAAGCAGCAUAGGGAGGGAGCCUGCUACCCCCCAGUUUCUGUGGAGAUCUGCGACUUCCUCGGGGUAUGUAACCCAGGACUGUUAUUGGGCUCAGAAAUGGCGAAGUGCUGGAGCACAGCGAGCCGGUUGCUCUCUGCACAUGAUCUAGCUUUAGCCAGAGCUUCGUAUAACUAACUAACUUGCUUUCAUGAUCUGGUUUCUCUGUGCAAGGUAGAGACUGGUUUCAUAGAUUCCAAGGCCAGAAAGGACCAUUGUGAUCAUAUAGUAUGUCCCCCUGUAUAACACAGGCAAGAGAACUUUCCCCAAAUAAUUCCUAUAGCAGAUCUUUUAGAAAAAAAUAAUCCAAAAGGCUUUCUUAGCUGGUUUGAACAUUUAAACCAUGGUGCUGUUUUAAGCCAGUUGUGAUGAGUAUAAAACUAGAAACAAAUCCUAAUGGAGGUCAGGACGCUUUCCAAAUCUUGAAUGGGUACUUUAGGUUAAAUGCCAAGCCAAGCUGCAUUUCUUCUGUGUUGGGUAUCACUUCCUGGUCUAUAGUUAUCCUUGAGAAAUAGAUUCUGUCCAGUCUUUGAGAUGCCAAAGCUGAAACUACUGUGCAGUGCAAUUUUCCAUGCAUAAAAGGAAAGUUGAUCAGGUGGCUUAAAAUAUAAGGGAGAAGCACGUAAUGGCCUACAAGGAUGUGAGGCCUGCAAGCACCAAGAGUACAAGGAAAUGUUUAGAGGGCAGCCAGGCAUUGGAAAUAGAAGUGAAAGGUUGAUUUUAUGGAAAAGCUGAUUAUUCUGUGUAACAACUACUUUCUCCUAAGGCUGAGCUCCAGCAGUCUGUGGAAUAGCCUCUCAAAGGACGGGCUAGAAGCUGAACCUGUGUGAAACCAGCCUAGAUACUGCAGUGGAGGAAACAAGCCUCCACGGGCUGUACUAGAUAAACUAACCUCUGUGCUCUAUGAAAUAUCGGUGCGUCUCAGCUGUAUGGCAUAAAGUAACUUUAGAAACAACUGGCACUGAGGGAGCUAAAAAAAAUCAACAGCUCCCUUUGCUCCCUCUAAGCUGGGCCUUGGGGUGGAAAGAACAAGUCCCAAGAUUACUUGAAAUGCAGGAGGCAGGCACUUGGCAUUUACUGUAUACCGGAUUUUCUAAGUGGUAUUUUAAAUCACAUUAGCUAAUGUUUAAAUAAAAAAAAAAAACAUUUUGUUUAAUCUUGACAAAGACUAUACAGCAAAUAUCCCUCGCUACAGGCUCUGUUUUCUAAUACUGAAAUUCUGGCAAGGUAGUUCAAAUUGGCCCUGCUUGUAAAAUGCACUGAUCCUCAGAAGAAAGAUACCAUCAAUGUGAAACGUACCCAUGCCCCAGAAGGAGUAGGAAGAGUGACACAGAGGAAGAACAAAAGAUGCUAGUGACUAGCAGUUACAUGAACAAAGUGGGACAUGCUGUGAGCUGCAGUGAAGGGAUACAUACCAGGCAAUAAACCAUUAUGCAACA
Messenger RNA from Malaclemys terrapin pileata, 4784 nucleotides. RefSeq names its product 2-oxoglutarate and iron dependent oxygenase domain containing 1 (gene OGFOD1). NCBI's taxonomy places the organism in Eukaryota, Metazoa, Chordata, Testudines, Emydidae. Gene Ontology annotation, cellular component: cytoplasm. Gene Ontology annotation, biological process: peptidyl-proline hydroxylation; regulation of translational termination. The coding region runs from base 114 to 1736 and encodes 540 amino acids. Gene Ontology annotation, molecular function: iron ion binding; L-ascorbic acid binding; peptidyl-proline dioxygenase activity. The record is from RefSeq and is a predicted model, not a curated record. The transcript has 13 exons.